AUGGCGAGUUGGCGGCGCUGCGGGCCGCGCCCCUCCCGCUCCAGCAGCCCCGUGCACGUGCGCACCGGGAGUUGUAAAAGCGCACAGUCCGCGGACCUCGAGGCCGGCCACUCGGCCGGAUUGGGGCGUCCCCGGGCCCGGAGGGAGCGCGGGGGACCCCGGGCCCUGGCCGUCAGCAUCUUCACCUCGCUCCCCUUCUCUGAAGUUGCGGAGGUCGCCGCCGGGCGCUGCUUCCCGCGAACCGCCGAGCGGCGCGUGUCCGGAGGGAGCAGACUCCGAGCUCGGCUCCCGGAGGCGUCAGCGCGUCUUCCAGAGGGAGCCCGCGGGGCCGAUGCAGCUGUCUUUUGGGGAGACAUCGCUUUAGAUGAAGAUGACCUGAAGUUAUUUCACAUCGACAAGGCUAGAGACCGGGCCGAGCAGCCAGGGGAGAAAACGGGACACAGCACAGGUGGGCUUCCUGAUCAGCCAUCUGAGAGCUGGCCGAACAUUCCUGCCCCGGACGCCAGCAGUGACGAAGCCAGAAAGGAUGACAAGGACCAUGCCAUGCUUCCACCGAGCCCUGGGACCUUGAAUGCUGGAGCUGAGACCUUCUCUCACCGGGUCCGAAGAGCCACAACCUCCAGGGCAGAGAGGAUCUGGCCCGGAGGUGUCAUCCCCUACGUCAUUGGAGGGAACUUCACUGGAAACCAGAGAGCCAUUUUUAAGCAGGCCAUGAGGCACUGGGAGAAGCACACCUGCGUGACCUUCGUUGAAAGGACUGAGGAGGAAAGCUUCAUUGUGUUCAGUUACAGGACCUGUGGUUGUUGCUCCUACGUUGGACGCCGCGGAGGGGGCCCGCAGGCCAUAUCCAUUGGGAAAAACUGCGACAAGUUUGGCAUCGUGGCUCAUGAGCUGGGCCAUGUGGUUGGGUUCUGGCAUGAACACACCCGGCCGGACAGAGACCAACAUGUCACCAUCAUCAGAGAAAACAUCCAGCCAGGUCAGGAGUAUAAUUUCUUAAAAAUGGAAGCUGGGGAAGUGAGCUCUCUGGGAGAGAUGUACGACUUUGACAGCAUCAUGCACUACGCCCGGAACACCUUCUCAAGAGGCGUUUUCUUAGACACCAUCCUCCCCCGUCGUGAUGACAAUGGCGUCAGGCCAACCAUUGGCCAGCGCGUGCGCCUCAGCCAGGGAGACAUAGCACAAGCCAGGAAGCUGUACAAAUGCCCAGCGUGCGGGGAGACCCUGCAGGACACUACAGGGAACUUUUCGGCACCUGGUUUCCCAAAUGGCUACCCUUCUUACUCCCACUGCGUCUGGAGGAUAUCGGUGACUCCCGGGGAAAAGAUCACCCUAAACUUCACGUCCAUGGAUUUGUUUAAAAGCCGCCUGUGCUGGUACGAUUACGUGGAGGUCCGGGAUGGUUACUGGAGAAAAGCCCCCCUCUUGGGCAGGUUUUGCGGCGAUCAAGUCCCAGAGCCCCUCAUUUCCACAGACAGCCGGCUCUGGGUAGAGUUCCGCAGCAGUAGCAACAUCCUGGGCAAGGGCUUCUUCGCCAUGUAUGAAGCCACAUGUGGGGGAGACAUUCACAAAGACUCCGGUCAGAUUCAAUCUCCCAACUACCCGGACGACUACCGACCUUCCAAGGAAUGUGUUUGGAGGAUCACGGUCUCCGAGGGGUUCCACGUGGGGCUGACCUUCCAAGCGUUCGAGAUUGAAAGGCAUGACAGCUGUGCGUAUGACUACCUGGAAAUCCGAGACGGCCCCACAGAAGAGAGCGCCCUGAUUGGCCACUUCUGUGGCUAUGAGAAACCAGAGGACGUCAAGGCCAGCUCCAACAGGAUGUGGAUGAAGUUUGUGUCCGAUGGCUCCAUCAAUAAAGCCGGCUUUGCUGCCAAUUUCUUCAAGGAGGUGGAUGAGUGCUCCCGGGCCGACCACGGAGGCUGCGAGCAGCGCUGUGUGAACACACUGGGCGGCUACAGGUGCGCCUGCGAGCCUGGCUACGAGCUGGCUGCCGAUAAGAAGGCCUGUGAAGUGGCCUGUGGCGGUUUCAUUACCAAGCUGAACGGCACCAUCACCAGCCCCGGGUGGCCGAAGGAGUAUCCCACAAACAAAAACUGUGUCUGGCAGGUGGUGGCUCCAGUUCAGUACCGGAUCUCCCUGCAGUUCGAAGUGUUUGAGUUGGAAGGCAAUGAUGUCUGUAAGUACGACUUUGUGGAGGUCCGAAGUGGCCUGACCCCCGACUCCAGGCUGCAUGGCAAGUUCUGCGGCUCGGAGAAGCCCGAGGUCAUCACCUCCCAGAGCAACAACAUGCGCGUGGAGUUCAAGUCCGACAACACUGUGUCCAAACACGGCUUCAGGGCUCACUUCUUCUCAGACAGGGACGAGUGUGCCAAAGACAACGGCGGCUGCCAGCACGAGUGCGUCAACACGUUCGGCAGCUACCUGUGCCGGUGCAGGAAUGGCUACCGGCUGCACGACAACGGGCUCGACUGCAAAGAAGCUGGCUGCGAGCACAAGAUCGGCAGUGCCGAGGGGACGCUGGCGAGCCCCAACUGGCCGGACAAAUACCCCAGCCGGAAGGAGUGCGCCUGGAACAUCUCUUCGACGGCAGGCCACCGAGUGAAACUCACGUUUCACGACUUUGAGAUAGAGCAGCACCAGGAAUGUGCCUACGACCACCUGGAAAUCUAUGAUGGCCCCGACAGCCUGGCCCCCAUCCUCGGCCGUUUCUGUGGAAGCAAGAAACCCGCCCCCGUGGUGGCUUCAAGUAACAGCCUCCUCCUCAGGUUUCACUCCGACGCCUCCGUGCAGAGAAAAGGCUUCCAGGCAGCGCACAGCACAGAGUGCGGGGGCAGGCUGAAGGCUGAGGUGCAGACCAAGGAGCUCUACUCCCACGCCCAGUUUGGAGACAGCAACUACCCGAGCCAGGCCCGCUGUGACUGGGUCAUCGUGGCGGAGGACGGCUAUGGCGUGGAGUUCGUCUUCCAGACCUUCGACGUGGAGGAGGAGGCCGACUGCGGAUACGACUACAUGGAAGCCUACGACGGCUACGACAGCACCGCGCCCAGGCUCGGCCGCUUCUGUGGCUCCUGGCCACUGGAAGAAAUCUACUCCGCAGGGGAUUCCCUGAUGAUUCGAUUCCACACGGACGACACCAUCAACAAGAAAGGCUUCCAUGCUCGAUACACCAGCACCAAGUUCCAGGAUGCCCUGCACAUGAGGAAAUGACGGUGACGUUCCCGAAAGACCCACGGCUGAGAAUGUUUCUUUCUCAAAGCACCUUGUGAAUCCGCUCUACCACAAUGUACAGCGUUUGUGUGUUUGUGUGUGUGUUUGCUUGGCAAACUCAAAGAAACCAGUCUUAAAGGUAGCUACUUGGGUGAGCAUCCAUAAGGACACCCGGCCAACCACGAAGACAGAAACGUUCCCUUUAUCCUUGCUGCUGCGGUGGGGAGCAUGGGCCUUUAGGGGGAUUAAGUUUGAAGUCACUUGAACCCUCAAGCUCUGCCCACGCUUAGCCAGGCUCCUUGCCCCUUACUCCUGUGAUGGAGAAGGUGGGCACUCUACUCGGUCAUUCCUCUAUUUCUGGAAACAGUUCUGUCAGUGCCAGGUGGUGUGGCUGUGUCUCGGAGACCCACGUACUCUGCGCUCCACACUGGGCAACGAGGAUCAAAGCUUGCGUGUGGAGGAGUUGUUUCUCACAGUGAGGGUGUCCCCCUUCGUUCUCUGCCAGGAACGUGGACACGUGGGGUGGACGCGAGCCCUACGAACAGCACUGGGGUAAGGGGCCCAGAGGGCGCUCCAAGUACCAACAGAUCAUGGCCGGGAAGUCAGAAGACCUUGAGCAUCCGCUGUGCCGUGGGCUCUCCUUUGCUCGUGUGGGGCUUCGGCACCUGACGGGCAAAGAACGGCUCAGGUUCAACUGCUAAUGGAAAGCUUGGCGGUUUGAACCCACCCGGUGACUCCACAGAAGGAGGACGGGGCAGUCUGCUCCCAUGAAGAUUCUAACCUCACGGGCAGUUCGUUCUACUUGGUCACACCAAGGGUCUCGAUGAAUGGACAGUCAUCACGCUGGCACCAGCCAAUAGCAGUUGCCUCGGGCACUUGUAAAGACACCCACCCUGAUUUCCAGCGGGGCUAUUGCUGCUGCCAAGGGCCCUGAGUUUGCUUGGAGGAAAACAUUUUAGCUUCUCUUCGUUGGCCCGUAGAAGAGGUCACCACCUCUGCGGGGGAUCCCAGGGGCGUGCAACCUUUCUUCCUUCAGCUCAGGCGGCACUUUCUUGGCCAACCUUGACUCCUUGACAGCCAGCCACACAAACGGCAUUUGCAAGAUGUACAGAGACGAGCAAGCAUGGCGAGCCAGCUCAGGCCCCUCAACAGGAUGAACUGUGGAAAACUGGUUACUCAUAAGUCACGCGAGACUCAAGACUGUGUGCAACGUGCUUCCUGUAGUCCAGCCACAGGUUAAAGGGUGCGCUUGCAACGCCGCUGCCACGAGCUGGUCUUUGAUGGAAACUGA
Molecule: messenger RNA, 4501 nt
Organism: Echinops telfairi (small Madagascar hedgehog)
Lineage: Eukaryota; Metazoa; Chordata; Mammalia; Afrosoricida; Tenrecidae
Gene: TLL2
Product: tolloid like 2
Exons: 23
Coding region: 1-3210 (1069 amino acids)
Biological process (GO): proteolysis
Molecular function (GO): calcium ion binding; metalloendopeptidase activity; serine-type endopeptidase activity
Source: RefSeq, a predicted model, not a curated record